This is a messenger RNA of Pecten maximus, 2949 nucleotides long. RefSeq names its product pinopsin-like. Gene Ontology annotation, cellular component: membrane. Gene Ontology annotation, biological process: G protein-coupled receptor signaling pathway. The transcript is spliced from 7 exons. Bases 118 to 1320 code for a protein of 400 amino acids. NCBI's taxonomy places the organism in Eukaryota, Metazoa, Mollusca, Bivalvia, Pectinida, Pectinidae. The record is from RefSeq and is a predicted model, not a curated record. Gene Ontology annotation, molecular function: G protein-coupled receptor activity.
CGAAGCUGUUCGGCUGCCUAGUAGUAAUUAUAUACUGUAACACUGGAUCGUUGAGCAUGAAAAUGGAGAGCUUUAACUUUACAUUGGAUUUAUGAUACUAGCAGCAUAAUUAAGGAGAUGGACACGAACGCCACUGGUGAGAGCCCCGAUCUGCUGUCCGAUACAGGAUACUUAUGUGUUGGUAUAUACCUAUCCAUACUGGGCUUAUCAUCUAUCUGCGUUAAUGGAUUUGUAAUACUAAUCCUCCUUAAAGGCAAAGCUAAACAUAACGUGAUGCACAACAUCCUGCUGCUUAAUAUGGCCGUAACCGAUUUCCUGAUAUCAAUCGUCGCCUACCCCUUGUCAGCUUCCUCUAGCCUUCAUGGCAGAUGGUUGUACUCUGAGGGAACCUGUAUUUUCUAUGGUUUCUGGGUUUUCAGUCUCGCUGUUGGGAACAUGAACACUCUUGCCGUCAUCGCCAUUUGCCGCUACAUCAUUGCUGUCAGACCAGAAUACAGUUAUCUACUAGAGAAGAAAAACGCCAAGUACAUCCUGUGUAUGAUAUGGAUAUAUUCAUUUAUGUGGACUAGUCCGCCGUUAGUAGGCUGGAGUACGUACACAUUCGAGGCCUAUCGAACGUCCUGUACCAUCAACUGGGCUGGUCGGUCUAUCCUGGACAAAACUUACAACAUUACCAUUACAGUAACAUGCUUUAUAGUCCAUGUGUCCAUAUGCAGUUUCUCCUACUUUCACGUGAUUAAAAGACAUGCAUGGGCAAAUAAUUCCGACAUUGGACUGGCAUUACGAUCUUCAGGCAGGAAUCUUGAAGCCACAGAGAGGACGUUUAAUCUAGAGACCGUUGUUUCUUAUCAUAAAGUAACAACUUCACGCAAAGUCACAAUGAUGUGCUUUGCAAUGUUAACGUCAUAUUUAAUAGCAUGGACACCGUACACAUUCCUCAGCGUAUGGAUUAUGUUUAUCGGAGACGUGAAACCAUGGGUUCACGUUUUACCAACAAUGAUGGCCAAAUCGUCGACACUAACCAACGCCAUUGUAUAUGGAAUAUUAAGCAGCAAAUUCAGGGAGUCUGUCAAACUGAUGUUCAAACGAAAUAUGAACCGAGUAGCGCCCAUGACAACGAACAUAAACAGAAACCUAUCAGAACCUGUUGCUACCUCCAGCCGAGUACAAUCUACAGGGACAACGCUCCAACACAGGCCGCAGGAUCACAGCAAAAAAGAGCAUUAUUCGUAUAAAACAUACAGCGUUCAUCUGAUCAAGAAUGACGUGUACAUCGGGAAGAAUAAUGUCACUCUCCCUAAUGAGGAACGAGUCCUUUGAUAGUGUAUAGAAACACUAUAAGUGGAGAUAUGUAUGUCACAUUUUUGUCUCAGAAAACAAGAUACAUUCCCAUGUCUCCUCUUCUACAGGAGAAGUUUGUAGCCUUACUCCAAGAGCUUUGAAGAAAAACAAUGUGAGCCGUCAUUUAGAAUGUGUUGCCAUUCCUAAGGCAAAAAUAGUAAUUCGGAUCCAAUAUGGAGAAAGUUUUCUCCUAUAAAGGAAAAAAAGUGUGAUCCAAUAUUGAGAUUGUGUUGCCUUGUACAGGAAAACAAUGAGGUCCAAUAUUGUGAUUGUGUUGUCUUCUACAGGAAAACAAUGAGGUCCAAUAUUGUGAUUGUGUUGCCUUGUACAGGAAAACAAUGAGGUCCAAUAUUGAGAAUGCGUUCUAUUUUACAGGAAACAAUCAUUGUAUUUCAACACUGGAAACAUGUUGCAGUUCCAUGGAAAACAAUCAUUGUAAUUCUAUUUGUCAAGAAAAAAAAACAAUGAAUGAGACCGAAUAUUGACAAUGCGCCACGUUCUUUAUAAAGGCAAUGCAUGUGAUCUUACAUUGAUAAUUGACCAUUCUAGAAAGAAAAAUAUCAAUCUGGUAUAACAUCGAGAAUUAGUUUCAAUCUAUAGGAAGAACUUUCGAUGAGAUCCAAUGUUGAGAAUGUAUUUUCAUUAUAUGGGAAAAAAAUAUGGCAAUCCAAUUUUGAAAAUGAUCUGCAUUUUACAGUAACAAACAAGUGUUUUGCAAAUUGUAAUUUGGAAGACAACAAUUAACAGGAGAAAAAAAUUGAUAUGAUAUUAAUAAAAUGAAAGAGACAAGAGGUUUUGACUGAAGGUUUAAAAUCUUUAUUGGAGAAACAAUGUGUAGCUAUUACAUAUCAUGAAGUUAUCUUAUUUCAACAUAAGUAUUUCAUAUAUAUACUUAUAGACGCUGCUUCUUGCAAUGCAUACUGGAUUGUUGUUAAAUUUCGCUGGGCUGAUAUUUCGCGGUUGUCCCAGUGAGAACUAGUUAGCAGGUAUUAAUUUUCGCGCAACAUUGACUUGUGAACAUUCUAUAUUAACUAUUUUCAUACAUUUGUAUGUAUUAACAAAUAUUUGUUGGGUAUUUAUUUUCGCACAUGGUCUUGAAUAUAGCGAAAAUAAACCCCACGCAAAUAUAACUAUCUUUGCAGUAUAUAAGUACAUACAUUGGAUUGUGGUUCUCGCAAGAGUAUAUUAUAAUCUGUGACGUUUUCGCUCUAAAGAGUUCAAUAAUUCGUUGUUAUUAUCAAAUGUCAAAUAUUGUCCUCUCUUGGGCAAUUCGAUCCUACUUGUUCACUGGACACAGGGUACACUGAAGCGAAGUAUAAAAAAUAAAACAAGUAUUGACAACUUACAUUUACUACGAUGAAGACAGGAGACCGAUAUCAAACAUAUAUAAUGUAUAGUUAGCUUAAUGAACUGUUAAAUUAUCUAUAUAUGUAUAUAUGCAUUUUGUGUAUAACGUACGUCGUCACAAAUACAUCAUAACAUCAGAAAUGUUUCAACUUUACACUGGACAAAUGACGUGUGUAUUUUAUAAUACAAUCAAUAGAUGUAUAUUUACAUUUUAUAGAAUAUUUGGAAUUUUUCUAUCGCAGAAUAAAUACUUUAGCAAUA